Megalobrama amblycephala (Wuchang bream) is the source of this 1479-nucleotide messenger RNA. Its product is annotated as tumor necrosis factor receptor superfamily member 13B. Lineage: Eukaryota; Metazoa; Chordata; Actinopteri; Cypriniformes; Xenocyprididae. The record is from RefSeq and is a predicted model, not a curated record. The coding region runs from base 387 to 1139 and encodes 250 amino acids. The transcript is spliced from 5 exons. Gene Ontology annotation, cellular component: plasma membrane.
CCAUGAAAGUUUUGUUAAUAAAAAAAAAGAUAAAAAAUGCUAGCGCUGGCUGGCAACUUUUAUAAAAUCACUGACAGGGAAAGAGUUAAAGCAACAGUUGCAGGUUUUACAGUGUGCUCUGAUGAAACAACGAACAUUUCUUCUUCUUUGCUUUCAUGUGCAAAACGUUUUGGGUUUUCAUAUUCUCAGAUUUAUUUAAAGAUAAUUAUGAAGUAAUCAGAUGUUAUCUGCAUGCAAUAAAAAGCAGUUGCAGCAGUCUGGUCUCGUGAGACUGUGGUUAUAUUCAAAUGAUCUGCUCAUACAAAUAUACCCACACGCACAGAAACUAAACUACAGACCACCACAUGCCUUCAUUCCCACUCGAGGUAUUUGUCGGGGACUGAGCGAUGGCACAACGCUGUGGAGAGGGCCAGUACAUGGACAGGCUGGUGCUAAAGUGUGUGUCCUGCAGCCUGGUCUGUCAUAACUCUAUGAUUCAGCCACGCUGCUCUGAGUACUGCGUGGCCUGGAAAUGUAAAGCCGUGUCUGGUCAGUUCUACGACCGACUGCUGAAGAAGUGUCUGAAGUGCUCUGUGUUGUGUGGCAGUCACCCCUCGGCGUGCUCAGAUGCAUGCAAGAGCGCAGAUGCAGUGGCUGUGACGCAGAGGCCUCUUGGCGUGUCUGCAGUGCCACUGAUCACCAGCAGAGGGCGCGCAGUGCCCAGAUCCACGCUGUACUCGGAGGCGCUGCUGUACUCUCUGUUGGGUCUGUGCAUCAUAGUGCUCAUGUUCACACUGACCACUGCAAUCCUGCUGCUGCUCAAGAGAGCCAAACACCAGCAGCAGCAGCUGGACACCAAGAAACAGCAGCCCAAAAGACAGGGACAAUCAUCUAAAGAUUCUCUGGUGACUCGUGCAGAUGAUGUGUCUCAGGAAGGCAGCUUGAAUCAGGACAGGCCGAAGGCGACAGAAACCUGUGUCUAUUGCUUCUCUGACCACACGGCGGCGCCACACGCGCUCUCUCAGCAGUCUGGAGCUCAGCAGGCCUCAUGCGCCGCAGACCCGCACAACAACGGCCUGCUGCAUCAUCCGGUUCAUACACACCCCGACAAGAGCAGGCCGUUCAGGAUUAUAUGUUCACCUACUCAAACAAGCAUGUGAAUACUAAUGCCAGUGCUGAGGAAUAGAAUGUAUAAACGAGUGCAUUUGCACACCUGUAAUUCCUCAAGAAUUCCUAUGGAAAAUCAAUGUCAUUUUAGUUUUAAUAAAUGCUAUAUUUAUUAGAGCACAUCACUUUUUUUUAUUCACCUUGAUCUUGAAGGUAGCUUUUCCAUUCAUUUUCUCCAUAGGCAUGUCCUGAACCAUGAACCAAUGCAAACGAAUAACUCAUAAAUGGUAAUUUCUGAUAAAAAAAUUACAUACUUGAAUCAGCAAUGACAACACAUGAUCUCCCUCUCUGCUGCUUCACUAUCCUGUCAAAUAAAGCCACUAAAUACAAUUA